CUAGACUAGACUAUUAAAGCUUCUUUCAAAGAGCAAUUUUGAUUUUCACUUCGAUUAAAGAAUGCAAAGGGUAAAAGUAAAACCCUUAUUUAAAAGAUCAAAACCUAGCCGCGCCUAGCUUCGUUGGAAUUGUAACCCAACGAAAUACAAUCUCUGCUAGUAAUAUCUGAAAUCAACCAUGGCGUGUCCAACGUCGGAACGUGAACGCCAUCUUGUGGGUGAACUUAUCGUAUUAACAGUCUUCAUAAUACUACUUUUGACCACACUUGGUUUAUCUAUCUGGCGGGAUUUUCAUUCGCCGACUCCAAAAGUACGCAUCGUUAACUUCAGCCUCUCACCGAAUCUUACCGCCGCCGCCGCCAACGGCAACCGUUCUUCUGUAGAGGCGCCGCUCAUCACGGCCAACUGCAACCUUUCUUUAGCCUUCGACAACAACCAAUUCAGCGGAGGUGAUUAUAAUAAGGUAAAUCAGUACGAUGAGAUCGAGGUAUUGGUGGUCUGGGCCGGCCGGAACGAGACGUUCAUGCGGGCCCACCCCGGAAGCUUCUGGCAGAAAUAUUAUGAGCAAAAGUCGGUGGUGCUGGCGGCCAACGAUUCUGUUGUGCCGCCGGAUCUGGAAUCGGCGGUGGUUUACACGUUCACGGUUGAAGUGAAAAGUAGGGUUAAGGAGGACCCCAUGACCAUGGAUGAGGAGACGUUUUACAUAAAGGCAACCUGCGACAAUGUGCGGGUUGGGUUUGGGUCAACGGAAGGCGUUGACCGGAUUGCGACCAUGUUAGAUGGACCACAGAAGUGUAAGGUUGUGAAGUCGAAGUCUAGUUUCAACGUUUCAUAUCUGUUUUAUGCACAACGUAAUAAGGCAUGAUUUUGUCAAAGUAAUACUCCGGCCGUAUUUGCAUUCUUAUGACUUAAACUAGAUUUUUCACCCGUGCGUUGCACCGGAUAAAUUUUCUAAUAAUGGCAUUAUCAAAUAUUAGGAUAUAUAUGCAUUUAACAUUUUCAUUUAUAGAAACUGCUUUGAUAAUGUAUAUAUGACGACUCUUAUUUAGUAAACAAUUUCAAGAUUGGACGAUCAAUACAUCUUUGAUGUUUACGGAUGUACAAUGUAAAAAAGACCAUCUUUAAUAUUUUCUUCAUUCGAUA
Molecule: messenger RNA, 1143 nt
Organism: Cuscuta epithymum
Lineage: Eukaryota; Viridiplantae; Streptophyta; Magnoliopsida; Solanales; Convolvulaceae
Source: the annotation of a GenBank genome assembly